GCUUCACGCCAUCUACAAAUUUAACUGAUAAACCUAAAAUGUGCAAGUCCAGAGUUUSGGCGAUUUUAAUAAGUUYUACUGCCGGAAUGAUUUGGGCAUUUAGUUUCCAAAUGGCUGAAGCUGAUUGUCAAACCUCGGUMUGGGGAGUACAACUUGCAAACCAUGUCAUGUCGACUUUGACUAUCGGUGAUAUCGAUAGCUGCUACAGGACUUGUGCCGCAAAGCCAGGCUGCAGGAGUAUAAACUAUUACAGAGACAAGUCCCUUUGUGAACUAAAUAGCAGAACAAUCGAGAACACGCCUCAAAUGACAGUCAUCAACGAAGACUCUGUGUACUUCAAGAUUCCAGAUGCCAGAGAGCAAAUCAUUAUGAUAUUUCCUCAAGCAAGUUUAAAARMUAAAGUUGUUCUGGAGAACUGGUUSGRAAAUUUGACAGCCUUUACAGUAUGUUCAUGGAACCAGGCAGUCACAAAAUAUCAACAAGCGCUCUUCAGCUAUGCCACCUCUGAUAGUACUAACGAAAUAUAUGUAGAACUCCUGACUAAGGAUUCGUCGACCACAUUUUUACAUGUGUAUCAAACUGUAUGGAGAUCUCCGUCCGGGGAGGCGGUGUAUCCUGUCGAUGGUGACUGGCAUCAUUUUUGUUUGACAUGGGAGAACAAUCGAGGUGAGUGGAAAAUAUUCAUCGAUGGCGCAGAGAAAUCUAAAGGGAUCAAGAACCCAGGCAGGGUUAUUUCUGGAAAGGGUGCUAUUAUACUUGGGCAGGAUCAAGACACUGUUGUCAAGGGAGGCUUUGAUCUAUCACAAAGCUACCAGGGCAACUUGACCAACGUGAACCUUUGGGACAGGGUCCUCACGGCACAAGAGGUAGCUGACUUAUCUCGAGCAUGCUCCGUUGGAGAAGGAAAUGUCAUCAUGUGGUCAGACUUUCUUGCCAGAGUAGACGGGGAUAUUGASGUGCUACAUGUAAAUGCUCGUAAUGGUUGUGCAAAAUAAGGUGUAUAUCGCCUCAGRCUUAAUGCAAUCCGUCGAGACUUUAGGGGGUACCCUUUUUAAAUUACUUUACAUGCCACUGAAAUAACCGAUAUUACAUUUUUAAAAACUCUAAGMAGCAUGCACUUUUAAAAUCACAAACCCACGAACAUUGCCCUGUUUGCAACCAAAUCUGUACAUGUCAGCUUAAAGGAAAUAUAUKGWUUUGUGUAAUCUCCAGAGUUACCUGGUUCGCGUGUUCUAAAUGGGCCCAGCCUAGAAUUGUGGGCUCGACCCAUGAUAUAUUACUGCGCGUGCUGCUUCAGUUGUAACUAUUGCUCGUUGGUUUCUUACGGCCAAUCGCAGCACAGGUGACAGAUUUUAGUUCAUUUCAUAGCAGCAAGCAUCAUAUAGCUAAGGAGUUAAAAUACUGGUGUAUAAUUUCUGUGGUCAAAGGAUUGAUUCGCGUUUCAGUUUUUUUGACUGUUUCUCUUCCUUGCUACGAGUUCGUAUCGAUCACAGGGAGCCCAAGAAAUGACUUUGAA
Molecule: messenger RNA, 1516 nt
Organism: Exaiptasia diaphana
Lineage: Eukaryota; Metazoa; Cnidaria; Anthozoa; Actiniaria; Aiptasiidae
Product: neuronal pentraxin-2
Exons: 3
Coding region: 39-995 (318 amino acids)
Source: RefSeq, a predicted model, not a curated record